This is a messenger RNA of Pangasianodon hypophthalmus (striped catfish), 2021 nucleotides long. RefSeq names its product Transmembrane protein 87A-like (gene tmem87a). Bases 90 to 1754 code for a protein of 554 amino acids. The record is from RefSeq and is a predicted model, not a curated record. NCBI's taxonomy places the organism in Eukaryota, Metazoa, Chordata, Actinopteri, Siluriformes, Pangasiidae. Gene Ontology annotation, biological process: retrograde transport, endosome to Golgi. The transcript is spliced from 20 exons. Gene Ontology annotation, cellular component: Golgi apparatus; membrane.
GCCCCGCCCCUUAUGUGACGUCACACCAUGGCGCACUCAGAUGGGAAGUAGUAACCCUCGGUGAAGUUGUCACUGAAAUCUAACAGAAAAUGGCAACUUUAGUGACCCAUUGUGCAUUCUCACCAAGUCGGAGAAAUAUUUUGCUUACGUUGGUUUCCAUUUUAAUAUCCAUUCCGCCGCUUAAUGCCGUAUUAGAGCAGGGGAAAUGGACUCUCAAUGUGGACAGCGAAAUGAUAAAGAAAGAAAACUACUUCUCUUUCUCAAAGACAAUGUUUAAUAACUCUCUGGUUGAAAUCAAAUGGCUCAGAGAAGAAUGCAGUCCUUCUGUAAACCUGACUAUAUCGUGGUAUCUACGCAGCUGCCGGUGCUUUGAAGAAGCAUUUGAUCUCGAUCCUCAAAGGGCGCAAACGCACUUCGGCAGCAACGUAGUGUCUAAGAUUGGUGAUAGCGGUUACUAUAUCACUCAUGUUUAUGAGCCAAUUGAGUGCCACCAACACAUGUCCAGAAAUGUGUUGGCAGUGUCAGUACUCGAUAAGCCGACACUUAUGAAAACUCCACAACUGGAAGCACCCAAUACACCAGAAAGGAGGAGGAGAGACACAGAGAGCCCUACACACGACACAGUGGCACAGACAUGGGAGGACAGCCCUUACAUGUUCAUUAUCCACAUUGCAAAUCCAGGCACAGAGACAAAAUGGAGCAUUAAGUUGGAAGUCAGCAUGCGGGGGCCUCAUCAGUAUAUCUCAGCCUCGGAGUGGCCUCUGAUGAUUUUCUACAUGGUGAUGUGUAUCAUUUACGUGCUGUUGGGCGUGCUAUGGCUUGCGCUCUCCGCCUGCUACUGGAGAGACCUGUUGCGGAUCCAGUUCUGGAUAGGAGGCGUUAUUUUCCUGGGCAUGCUAGAGAAGGCCGUUUACUAUGCAGAGUUUCAGAGCAUCCGCUAUGAUGGCCUUUCAGUCCAGGGUGCGGUGGUGUUUGCUGAGGUAUUAUCUGCCGUGAAGAGAACUCUGGCUCGAGUGCUUGUCAUAAUUGCCAGCCUGGGUUAUGGUAUUGUCAAACCAAGGCUUGGAGCAUUGCUGCACAGGGUGGUGGGAGUAGGACUGCUCUAUCUCGGCUUCUCCGUUGUCGAGGGGGUUCUCAGGGUCAACUCGGAGCAAGGGAGCUCCAGCAGAAUACUGUGUGACAUUGUUCUGGCUGUCACUGACUCUUGCAUAGUGUGUUACAUAUUCGUAAGCUUGGCACAGACCAUGAAACUUUUGCGGCUUAGGAGAAAUGUGGUUAAGCUCUCCCUUUACCGUCAUUUCACCAACACCCUCAUCUUUGCAGUCAUAGCUUCAGUCAUUUUCAUCGUAUGGACAACAAAGACCUUCAAGUUAUCAAAAUGCCAGUCUGACUGGAGGGAGAUGUGGAUAGAUGAUGCAUUCUGGCGUUUUCUCUUCUCUACUAUCUUGCUUGUCAUCAUGUUCCUGUGGAGGCCAUCUGCCAAUAAUCAGAGGUAUGCUUUUAGCCCACUGGUGGAUGAGGUUAGUGAUGAGGAGGAGGCAGAGCAACUAGUGAACGAAGCCUUUGAGGGUGUGAAAAUGAGAGGUAUUAAAUCAGAGACCAAUGGAAGUGUGAAGCCUAGUAAAGUGGAUGAAGAUCUGAAAUGGGUUGAGGAAAACAUCCCCUCUUCAAUGGCUGAUGUUGCACUGCCUCCUCUGUUGGACUCAGAUGAGGAAAUCAUGACCACAAAAUUUGAGAUGUCAAAAAUGGAAUAGAAGUAUGCCGUGUGUAUGUAUUGUAAAUAUUGAGUGUCUGUGACUGUAAACGCUUAUUUUAUCUUGAAUUAUAAGUGAUGUAUGUAAAUAUGUGGGAUGUGAAUAAUGAAGGUUCCAAACUGAUAGUUAUUAUUUUGCCUGUAUUGCCUGUUUGUAUUUAUAUUUUCAUUGAAAAGGUGUUGGCUUCUUAAACCCAAACUGUAAUCAUAUUUGACAUUUGUUUACAUAUCUGAAAUACAAAAUGUGAUUAAAACCCACUACUUUAUA